Messenger RNA from Girardinichthys multiradiatus, 4900 nucleotides. Its product is annotated as protein kinase C-binding protein 1-like. Gene Ontology annotation, biological process: regulation of DNA-templated transcription. The transcript has 21 exons. The record is from RefSeq and is a predicted model, not a curated record. NCBI's taxonomy places the organism in Eukaryota, Metazoa, Chordata, Actinopteri, Cyprinodontiformes, Goodeidae. Gene Ontology annotation, molecular function: protein binding. The coding region runs from base 442 to 3903 and encodes 1153 amino acids.
UUCUUUUUUUUCCUCUGAGUCUAGAGGAAGCAGAGUGGGAGGGAGGGGUUUAAACAAAGGCCCUCUCCACAUAAAAAAUGGAGGCUUGUGCAGGGAAGCCAUGGUGUCCUGCUCCUAACACUCCACAGGGCUGACAAUUUCACUCUUUUAACCCUCCACUGAGAGAGCUGCCACCAGAUUCUCCUCCUGGAAGCUUCAGAACACUAUCACAAAGGGUUUAGCUGCCCCUGCCUGCACUGAACAAAGAUAAUUACUCAGGAAACAUUUCGGCCAAUCAGGCGCGGCCUUGUAUCUCGCCUGCGAGGGAGGCAACCAGUCAGGAUCUGGCUAACAUCUGCGGGGCCUGAUCGCCUUGCCUGAAGAGCGGAGCCUUCCCCGGCUGAGGGCUGAGAGUGUCCUCCAUGUUUUAUAAGUGUUGACAUAACACUGUGUCAGGCAGCCAUGCAUCCACAGAGUCUGGCUGAGGAGGAGAUAAAGAAAGAGCCGGAUGUGGUAGAGGGGAUGGACGCUUCUCUGCGAUCGAAAGCCCCUGAUGCACCAGGUUCAGCAGAACGAUCAGCAGCACCACAGAAGCGAAAGGUGUCAAGUCCCACCCAUUCCUCCAAUGGACACUCCCCCUCAGACACCUCCCCCAGCCCCCUUAAGAAAAAGAAAAAGCCAGGGGCCGUGAACUGUAACAACAAAGACCAGUCAGAGCUAAGACAUGGUCCCUUUUACUAUAUGAAGCAGCCAGCACUCACCACAGACCCUGUUGAUGUUGUACCGCAGGACGGCAGGAAUGACUUCUACUGCUGGCUGUGCCACCGCGAGGGUCAGGUGCUCUGCUGUGAGCUCUGCCCCAGGGUGUACCACGCCAAGUGCCUCAAACUACCAGCCGAGCCCGAGGGCGACUGGUUCUGUCCAGAGUGUGAGAAAAUAACAGUUGCUGAGUGCAUUGAAACCCAGAGCAAAGCAAUGACAAUGCUAACAAUAGACCAGCUCUCCUACUUGCUGAAAUUUGCACUCCAAAAAAUCAAACAGCCUGGGACGGAGCCUUUUCAGAAGCCUGUGUCUCUGGAACAGCAUCCGGAUUACGCAGAGUACAUCUUCCACCCCAUGGACCUAAGUACUAUAGAAAAGAAUGUCAAAAAGAAAAUGUAUGGCUGCACUGAGGCUUUUCUUGCUGAUAUAAAAUGGAUCUUACACAACUGCAUCAUCUACAAUGGAGGAAAUCAUAAAUUAACGGCAACUGCAAAAGUCAUUGUCAAGAUCUGUGAACAUGAGAUGAAUGAGAUUGAGGUGUGUCCAGAGUGCUACCUAUCUUCAUGCCAAAAAAGGGACAACUGGUUUUGUGAGCCAUGUAGUCAGCCUCACCCUCUGGUUUGGGCUAAACUGAAGGGUUUUCCUUUUUGGCCAGCAAAAGCACUACGAGAGAAGGAUGGGCAAGUAGAUGCACGCUUCUUCGGGCAACAUGACCGUGCCUGGGUUCCCAUCAACAACUGCUACUUAAUGUCCAAAGAGAUUCCUUUCUCUGUAAAGAAAACAAAGAGUAUUUUCAACAGCGCCAUGCAAGAGAUGGAGGUCUAUGUGGAAAAUAUCCGCAAGAAAUUUGGCAUCUUUAACUACGCACCCUUCCGCACUCCCUACACACCCAACAACCAGCUACAGAUGCUAGUGGAUCCCAACAACCCCAGUGCUGUGAUGGUGAAAACGGAGAAGCCAGACAAGCUCCGCUUUAACUUUGACAUGACUUCUUCUCCCAAGAUGAUCCUCAGCAAGAGUUCCACACCCAGUGGGAUGAGUCGUCGGGCCUCAAUGACAGAAAUGCCUCGGUCUCCAAUGAGCACCAACUCCUCGGUUCACACAGGGUCUGAUGGGGAGCAAGAAGCUGAGAAGAUGAGCAGGAACCCUGCCUUACACUACAGCACUGGAGAGGAAUCAAUGGACUGCACUGCAUCUCCUGUGUCAGGGAAGGCUGGUCCAGCUGCCAGUGUGAGCAGCAGUCCAAAGCCCAUAAGCUCGGCACUGGUUCCUAAGCAGGAGAGAACUGCAGGGACAGGAGGCAUUCUCAACCUCAACCUUGAUCGAGUAAAGGCUGAAAUGGACCUGAAGGAGCUAAGUGAGACUGUGCAGCAACAGCAGCAGCAACAACAAGCAACCCCAGCUACUGUCACUAUUCCAAAGAAGCCCAUCAGGAGUCUGGACAAGACCAUUGAGAGCUGCAAGGCGCAGCUUGGUAUUAAUGAGAUUUCUGAAGAUGUGUAUAAAGAUGUGGACCACAGUGACUCUGAGGACUCGGAGAAAUCUGACUCCAGCGACAGCGAAUAUCUCAGUGAUGAAGAACACCGGUCAAAGAACUCAAUACAGGAUGAAAAGGAUAAAGCAGAGAGAAAAAGGUCAAAAGCGAACGCAGAGGGAGAGGGUAAGGAGGGGGUUACACCGACGGGGGAUAAAGCCACCGGCCCAGAGCCUUUGCUCAAAGACAAACUGGGCUGCAACGGCCCAGACAGGGAUCUGCAGGACAGGCCCAGGACACCUCAGUCUCAACCCGUCACUGAAAAGCCUAAACCGUCCGAGGAGGCCAAAACAGCUGCUCCAUCAGCUGAACAGGACUCUGAUUCUGAGAGAGAGCUUGUCAUUGAUCUGGGGGACGAACAUGGAGGACGGGACUCAAAAAGGCAGAGAAGAGAGCCGAGCUCCUCCGCUGCCAAAACUGUCAAAGAGUCCAAUGCUGCAAAGGCGGAAGGUAAGCUGCCUGCAUCUGCUGCAUCAGGUACACCGACACGAGAUGCCGCUUCCAACCCGAAAGACUCCUUGCAACCUGCUAUCACAGCAGCACUCAACCUUGUUUCCAAUGCAGCAUCUGGUCAGCCGAGUGCCUCUACAACCACCAGUGGAUCUACAAGUGCUCCUCCUCCUGGCUCCACGACAUCCACAACACCCACAACUGUAAAAAAACAGCGUCCGCUACUGCCUAAAGAGACGGCUCAGGCUGUGCAGCGGGCAGUUGUGUGGAGUCCCACUAAGUUUCAGACAUCAUCACAGAAAUGGCACUUGCAAAAGGUUCAAAGGCAGCAGCAGGAUGAGCAAUCGGCUGCCCAGACGCCGGGUCAGAGUCAGGCGCAGACACGCAGCCAGCAGCUGCAGUCACAGCAGAACUCCUCCAGCACUCGCUAUCAGACCAGACAAGCAGCUAAAGUGCAACAAAAAGACCCAGCACAGAGUGUGUCCACAUCAACAACAGGACAGGUCACACCUGCUGCCUCAUCUUUGGUGUCAGCAGACUUGCAGAUCCCUACAGUCUCGGCAGAUGUAGCAGCAGAUAUAGCCAAAUACACAAACAAAAUAAUGGACACAAUAAAGGGGACAAUGACUGAAAUCUACAAUGAUCUUUCUAAAAGUACAUCAGGAAACACAAUUGCAGAGAUUCGACGGCUGAGGAUUGAGAUUGAAAAACUCCAGUGGCUUCAUCAACAGGAGUUAUCAGAGAUGAAGCACAAUCUGGAGCUGACAAUGGCAGAGAUGAGGCAGAGUCUGGAGCAGGAAAGGGAACGUUUGGUGGCUGAGGUGAAAAAGCAGAUGGAGUUGGAAAAGCAGCAGGCGGUGGAUGAGACAAAAAAGAAGCAGUGGUGCGCCAACUGCAGGAAGGAGGCCAUCUUCUACUGCUGCUGGAAUACCAGUUACUGUGAUUACCCAUGCCAGCAAGCACACUGGCCUGAGCACAUGAAGUCCUGCACACAGUCAGCCACAGCAUCUCAGCAGGAGCCAGAGGGGGAGUCCAGCUCAGAGCCGUCGGUCAAACCAUCAGGCCACUCUCCUGCUGUGCAGUCCGUUCCCUCAGCAACAGGCUCAAUAUCGGACAAAAGCAACUCUCCCACAUACACUGACAAAAGCAAGGACAGUUCUGGCGUAACUGUGACCUAACUGAUACACUACAGACACCUCUGUGGAGUGAAUGUGAGACAGGUGGCCUCUAAGAUGGUGCUUCAAGCCCUGCACCUUGAUGACAAAUCACUUUUUUUCUUUCUUUCUUUCUUUCUUUCUUUCUUUCUCUUUCCAUUCCCAUUUGUAUAUCUGCUCACUGGACUGUUUUUGUUUCACUUCUCAUUCUCAGUUUCCACAUCUGUGUUUAAGUCAGUUAACCAUGUGAAAGUAGUCUUGUCUCGAGAUGUAAAAUGUCUUCAUAAUGCGGUUUUGUGUUAUUGCUCCGAUUGUAUCAUCCCAAAGGAUAUCCUCUUCAUUUUCUCUAUCCAAUGCUGCUCUACAGGACUUUGCUGCUGUUUUUAUUUUGUUGAUUGUUCUCCAUAUUGUGAGACAAAACAUUUGAAACAGCCUUCAACAUUGAUGCACAAUAAUUAUGGUGCCAUCACAGAUAUUUUGACUGAGAAGUUCUUUUCUUUGGUUUAAACCACACUUGCUUCAUGUCGAGCAGUGCAGGUUUAAACAAAACAUUUCAGUCCAUCAUGUCUGCUUCAUGUCAGCGGUGGCGUUUUGGUUUCAAAUCAGUUUUGUAUUGUAGUUCUGUGUUGUACAGCCACACAUUUAAAAUAAAAAUUAAAAAAUCAGAUUUAUUAAAAAGACUAAAAAAUUUAAACUGUACAGUUUUUGUAAGAAAAAACUCGAACAAUAUUUAUAGUGUUACAUGUUUUUAUAGUAUGUUUAUGGGAAUCACAUUUCUAUGUGUUUAAGAAAAGUUAUUUGAAAUUAAAUUUCUUCACAUGAAUGUCAGCGCUUAGUGAAGUCUUUGUGUAGGCAGUUACCCAAGGCUGAUGUAAAUCCAAUCAAAAAUGUGUCCAACUGAGUAGACAUAAAUAUAAAUUGCUUUUUCGGCCAUAUAUUUCCUGUGAGCAUGUUUGUGUUGAGCUUUGUCUUGUUACUGUUUACAUAUUGUAAAUAGAAUAAAUGGACUUGUGAAGAAAAA